AUGCCGAACUCAAUGCCGGGCGAAUCGCACCAAGAUGGCAGCAAGGAGUUUCCUGACAAAGUCGAGACAAUUGCAAGAUUAGAGUCCACAAUGGAAGCGGUUAAAGAGAUUCAAAGAAUAUGCAAGGUUCCAUCAAUCUGCUUUGGAGUUCUCCACAAAGGCGAGGUCAUAUUCGCGCGAGGUCUCGGCGAGAGACGACCAGGAUCUAAUCUAUCCCCUGACGAAGAUACGUUGUAUCACCUUGGCUCUGUCUCGAAGAUGUUUCUUUCUAGUGCCAUUGGAAUCGCUGUUGAUGACGGCAAGUUAGGGUGGGAUACUGCCGUCUCUACAUACAUUCCUGACUUUAAUCCUAUCGGAGACCCAGAGAUCGGGAAGAGGGCUGAUCUGAUUGAUUGCUUGCGACACUCCACAGGACUCGGGAACCCUCAAAUCCUGAUGCAGGCUCCACGAGGCCAUAUUAUUGGGCUCGAAGAAGAUUUCGUGAAGCUCAUGAAUGAGGUACCAACAAGCAAUGACUCCGGUCAGCGAUUCAAUAACUGGUGGCUGUACAAUAAUUACAGCUAUGCACUGGCAGCUAUUGCGCUCCAAAACGUUUACGAGCAACGCUACCAUAAGUUUCUUCGAGAGCGAAUCUUCAAGCCAUUGGGAAUGUCCAGAACUGCUGUAACCACCUCAGAUUUCAUUCAUGACGACAACGUCGCACCUCCAACAGCAAGGCUGGAAGAUGGCCAGGUCGUGUUAUUAAACUCAGAAGAGUUCACGUCUGGCGAGCACACCCCAACGCUGGCAGCCAUGGGAAUUCGUAGUAGUGUCACGGAUAUGCUGAAGUGGGCCACAGCGGUACUUGCUGCCGAGAAAGCGGAGUCCAAAGCGAAGGAGCAUGAAAUAGGAGGCUUACCUUAUCCAUCGGAUAUCCCUAAUGGCGACAGCUCUACUCAAUACCCAUCAAGAAAUCCACUUAAGAACAUAUCUAUCACACGGCGGAGCCAGUGGACACGUCCCGUGCCUGACAAAUAUCAAAACGAGUCGGCAUAUUGCCUUGGCUGGUGCCGUAUGAGGAUGCCUACUUCCAUGUUGGGCUGGACCGGUUGGAAUUACAUGACUCGAUACGACGAUGAGAAGACCAACCAAAACUAUAUCCUUGGCACAUCCUCACCACCAAAGCUGGUAAUUCAGCACAAUGGGCUCAAUAAUGGCAGUUCCUGCGCCUUCUACACCUUUCCCGAAACUCAAAGCGCCAUUAUAGCCUUCUCCAAUGGCAUUCAAGACGGCGACGCCGCGGACUUCACAGCACACACCAUAAUCCAAGCGUUGUUCGAUCUUCAACCCCAUGUCGAUCUUCUUCCAUUGGUAAAAAUCGAAGCCGCCAAACGUCAUAAUCAAUUCUACCAAGAUAUCUUAUCUGACUGGAAGAAGUACCGUAAUACAGAUCAACCAGAGGCACCGCUCACAGAAUAUGAGGGUAAAUACGAAGCUCUCGCCACGAUACUCAAUAUAGCUCGCAUACACACUUCAGACGGAAAGAGAUUAUCUAUCACCUGGGGUAGAGUUGUUAAUACCCGGCGGCGACUUGACUUUUAUAACAAAGAUACAUAUAGUUUCCUACCGUUGACGCAAGACGAGUGGCUAGCAGAAUCGAUGUUUGAUUGGGAUUACUACACCACUGGGCUGCUAGAAUUCCACAGGGAUAAGGAGGGGAAGGUCAAUGAACUGUCGUGGAAGUAUGACGAAUGGGAGCAUCCAGCUAUUUUCAAAAGGAAAAGUGAUUACGCUACAGAGACUUGUGGCGUUGCUAAAGAGACUCGCGAAGAGAAUGGCAGUACUAACCGAGAGAAGUCUGGUUGA
This is a messenger RNA of Hyaloscypha bicolor E, 1845 nucleotides long. Its product is annotated as beta-lactamase/transpeptidase-like protein. The record is from RefSeq and is a predicted model, not a curated record. NCBI's taxonomy places the organism in Eukaryota, Fungi, Ascomycota, Leotiomycetes, Helotiales, Hyaloscyphaceae. Bases 1 to 1845 code for a protein of 614 amino acids. The transcript is spliced from 2 exons.